Talaromyces stipitatus ATCC 10500 is the source of this 1361-nucleotide messenger RNA. RefSeq lists its product as uncharacterized. Bases 76 to 1110 code for a protein of 344 amino acids. NCBI's taxonomy places the organism in Eukaryota, Fungi, Ascomycota, Eurotiomycetes, Eurotiales, Trichocomaceae. The record is from RefSeq and is a predicted model, not a curated record. The transcript is spliced from 5 exons.
UAGAGUCGUAUCGCAAAUAACCCUGACCCGAGUUAUGAGAAGUAUUGCAUCUACUCCUCAGUCCGCACAAUCAUCAUGUCGUCCUUCAACCCAGAUGUCGACUUUAACGAAAGUCGUGGAUAUCAGAUCAAUAUAAUCGGAUGGGUGUUCACUGGUAUUGCAAUUGCCACCGUUGGUCUUAAACUCUUUACUCGCGGGCACAUGGCGAAGAAUUUGGGCUGGGAUGACUUUUUCAUCUUCUUUUCGAUGGGUCUCAGUAUCAUUGCUACAGCCUUUGUAUCGUAUUCGGUCACUCUUGGUCUUGGACGACAUUCGGCCGCCGUGGUUGCUGAGCAUGGAAUGGAUGGAUAUGCAUUGGCCGCAAAAUGGCAGAUCAUAGCAUUCCGCUCCUUCAGUUUCCCCAAUAUUUCCAUCGCAAUUCUCAUCCACAAUCUGCUGGACCCGAACAGAUUUCGCUCAAUCAGCCUCUACGCGAUGGCUAUUUUGCAGGUCGUAAUUGCCAUGAUAUCUGCCGUCCUUGUCUUCGUGCAGUGCAAGCCUAUAGCAAUCCUGUGGGACCCCAGACUGCUGUCUGAAGGUUCAUGCUGGAGUCCUGACGUUUUCAACGACUUUACGUAUUGGGUCAGUGCAUACACAACUGUGACGGAUAUCAUUCUUGCCGUCGUACCAGUCAGCGCGUUUUGGAAAUUGCAAAUGCGAACUUCGACCAAGGUGGCCGUGUGCACUAUGAUGAGCUUGACGCUACUCUCUGCAGUUGUCACGAUCGUGAAAGCAACAUAUCUGCAUUUGUUCACGGACCACGCGGACCCUCUUUACAACGUCGUAACACUGGUACUUUGGGGCCUAGUUGAACAAAAUGUAGUCAUAGUGGCUGCAUGUAUUCCCACGCUUCGUCCUUUCUUCCGCACAGUGUUCACCAAAGACUCACGGUCUGGCACCACGAGCGGCGGUUCUGAAAUAUAUUCAGGGCAUGCAUACAAACUCUCAUCCAAUACCGCUCAUGCCACUUCCAAACGUCCCGAAUCCGAGUCGGAGAUUCCGCUUGGUAAUCGCGAUGGUAUAUGGCAGACCAGAGAAGUCAUGGUGGAAAGCGAAGAAGACAACAUAUGAGCCGCGUCAGCGAGCGAGCAAACUUGAGUUCGAGGAUGAAGCAAUGCAAUGUAUAAAUAAUCAUUUGGGUGGCUUGGAUUUGUAUUUGAGAACAGACAUCUGGAAUAUCGGGUGGACUUUGUUAUUGUGAAAUGGCUGGGUGUUUCUCUUUCGCCUGGACAGGCUCCGGUGCUGGUGUAGAAAAGUUAAAAUUAGUGAUAUAUAGCAUAGUGCCAGGUAUAUGCCUAGACAACAGUCAAAAUCGACAUUGU